CGCCCCAAUCAGCUGGGAAGCGUGAGCAUGUCAGACAUCCAGCAGUACCUGUUGGACUACGACCGGAACAAGAAUGAGGCCAGCGCAACUGCCCAAAAGAGCGCGACGCGCUUGAGUGAUGGCAGUCUGAAGCUCCUCACCCUCAUCCAAGAGCUUGGCGAAUACCUCAAUAGCGAAGAUGGAGCAACCAGGUCCAAAACCAUGGCUUUUCUUGCCGAAGUGCUUUCUCUGACUCCACCCAAAGUACUCACGUUACAGCAGAGAAAUCUCCUCUGCGAAUUCCUUCUCUCACGUACCGAGGAUGGUGAAGGCCUAGGUUCAUGCGCAAAAGCCCUGAUCGCUCUCGAGGAGCGUGGAAAGUGGGAUGCCGGCAAUGUCCAGAAGAUAAUAGAGACACUCCUUGCGAAUACCACUCCUCUUAGGCAGUAUAAACAGCAAAGCGAGCGAUAUCCCGUACUGCGCCUGGCGGACACUCUCAUGGCAAAAUACCGGGACGCACUAAGAUCUCUGCAUGAAUCAAACCCAGAUUUUCUAUCUCGGUUCAUUGCAUACUUCGAUGGCGAGAAAGACCCGCGCAACCUGAUGGUGGUAUUCUCCAUCCUGAAAGUACCAAUGACAGAGUGGUCUAUUGGCGCCGACGCUCAGGAUCUCUUCGAAGCUGUAUUCAAUUAUUUUCCCAUUACAUUCAGGCCACCUCCAGACGAUCCAUAUGGCAUCACCGCACAGGAUUUGAAAGACCGGCUACGCGAGUGCAUAUCUUCAUCUUCGGAAUUUGCGCCAUACGCGUUUCCUGCGCUUUUGGACAAACUCGACUCGACUCACAUGAACACCAAACGGGACGUGCUCCAAACAAUCACUUCGGCGGCUGCAGAAUAUGGCCCCCGGACCAUGUCAUUGUAUUCCAUCACUUUAUGGGAUACACUCAAAUUCGAGAUUCUAAAUGUACAAGAGGAGGACUUGGCCGAGGAAGCAUUGAGCGGACUGGCGACAAUAGCGAAGACACUUUCCCGAGGCACAGAUGGACCGCUGAAUGCCUAUCUGAGACCGAUCAUCAAGGAAUGCAAUGAACAUCUCGAGGAUGCACCUACCAAGCAAUCGCAAGCGGCUGCAAGAAUAUUACACAAGAUCGCCACGGUAUCGCCCAAUGUCAUAAAUACCCUUCUAGCGGGUGUGCUACCCAGAUUAUUCACGCUGUACCAAGCGGCCGAAACCAUGGCGAAGCGUAGAGGGCUUCUGGAGGUCUUUGUUCAAUUCAUCACAGCGGAUGUUGAAGUCUAUGGAGAUUGGCGGACCCCGGGUACGGCAGGGGAACAAUCGGCGAGCAACGCGCUGAUACAAUUUCGUGAGCAAGCUCUCGGGAUAUUGUUGAGUGGCCUGGAGACAGCACCUGUCAGUGGAGUAUCGUUCCGCCUCGUAUGUCUGGAUGGCCUCUUGCAAUUGUCCAAAGUCCGUGGGCUACUUACCGACGAGGAUAUCGGAAAAAUUAUUCAGCUACUUCACAACAUCGUGAUUCACGAGCAAUCAUUCGGAAAAGAUGAGACAAAGGAAGCCGCAGUAAAUGGACUUGUCGAGGUCGCUUACCAGAAGCCCCAGGUCGUCAUCGAGAAGGCGUUCCCUGCGUUCAUGGCCCAGCUUCCAGACACGGAUGCCAACGGGCCAAAGGAGUACUUGACUGUAUUAGAGGCAUUCGCGAAACUCGCCAACGAAGAGAAAGUCUUCGAUACUGUCAUGUUAAGACUGAAGAACAAAUUCUCGUCUGCCGUCUCGCAAAACGCUUCUUCGGCAUACAUUGUCGCGUUGUUAUCGGCCAUGCUCUACGCGCUCUCCAAGGGCGUGAGCAAACUAGAGCAGAGUCCACAAUCCUCGUCAUAUUAUCAAGAUAUUGCACUUCCGCUCCUAAAACGGACUUCCAGUACCGACUCAUCGCACCCAGAAGCAUUCGAUAACGAAACCACUCUCGACCUGGUCGGAAGAAUCUGCAAUAUGGUCAUCAAGUCACAGGCUGCUGACAAUCAACAAGCGAUUGCUGAACAGCUUUACGUUCUGUUCAGAGAUGAGCCUCAGUCUAAACUGCCACCGUUUGAUCUCACUGCACCUUCGGCAUCGAACAAGACUAUGAUCGUUUCCACCCACCUUCUUGCCUCUCUUCGUAGAGAAACCAGACUACCUUGUGAAAUCGAGCUCUUGAUCUCGUCCUUGGCCAACUAUACACAACAACCGAAUCUUUCACCACCGAUACGGUCUGCCUCGCUCCGCCAGCUGUCACUGAUCAUUAAUAAAUUCUACACUGCUUCGGAGUUGAAGACCUGUCUCGACCGCUUAAUAGGCGCACCGUUCGGACUCUUUGAGCCCGAGAAACUCGACCCCUUCAGGAUACGAAUCAUUUUCGCUUGCUUGAAGGGCAUUCUACUACGGAGCAGCCCUGUGUUAGCAAACCUAUACCCUUCACUGUUGAGUUUUCUUUCACAUCCAAAGUAUGGCACUAUGGUUGCCCAUGGCUUCAGCACCCUCCUGCAGCCGGAUGAUCUUCUAACAAAGGAGAAUCAUUGCCAAAUCUCAGGCCUGCAUAAGCAAAAAUCUUUUGCACUUCUCGUACCGGAAAUCACGCAAUCAUUCCGUCAAGCAAACCCGGAGACCAAGUCGAACUAUCUCAUAGCCCUCAGCGGGGUACUGAAAUGGAUGCCAUUCGAUAUUGUCAUGGAAGAGGUUGAUAAACUCGUGCUGCUUCUCCUUCAGAGCCUUGAUCUCAAAGGUGAAGACCUUGUUAAAGAAGCCGCUGUCGCGACAUUGACCUCUACUCUAUCGGAGAAGCCACAUGUUAUUGAGGAGCAUGUCGGAAGCCUGAUUACACGAUUACUGACCAACUCUAUUGCAAGUAGCGAAAGCUGCGAACCACCAAGAGUGCGAGCCGCUGCUUUGCGAUGUUUGACUCUGGUUCCAGACAAGUUGAAACUGGAGGUUGUCCUGCCAUACCGCAGACAGGUGUGCAGGAAGUUGACACCGGCACUGGAUGAUCGAAAGAGAGAUGUCCGGACUGCGGCGGUCAAGUGCCGUGCGCGAUGGCUAGAAGUGGACGAGGUGGACGACGACGACGAGUGAG
Messenger RNA from Periconia digitata, 3100 nucleotides. The record is from the annotation of a GenBank genome assembly. NCBI's taxonomy places the organism in Eukaryota, Fungi, Ascomycota, Dothideomycetes, Pleosporales, Periconiaceae.